Messenger RNA from Lathyrus oleraceus (garden pea), 1406 nucleotides. Its product is annotated as transcription factor SPEECHLESS. Gene Ontology annotation, molecular function: DNA-binding transcription factor activity; protein dimerization activity. NCBI's taxonomy places the organism in Eukaryota, Viridiplantae, Streptophyta, Magnoliopsida, Fabales, Fabaceae. The transcript is spliced from 3 exons. Gene Ontology annotation, biological process: stomatal complex development; positive regulation of DNA-templated transcription; guard cell differentiation. Gene Ontology annotation, cellular component: nucleus. The coding region runs from base 131 to 1129 and encodes 332 amino acids. The record is from RefSeq and is a predicted model, not a curated record.
UCACUAUAUAAAACUUACAAAAACCCUUCUCUUUCUCCAUUCUAUCUCUCUCUCUCUUUUAUUACUUUUCUGUAUUCUGUCUCUGCUCUGCUGCUUCUGCAUAUUGCAUUCAGAUACCUACCCUUUUCCAAUGGAUGAGAGCUUAUAUGAUAUAUUUGAAGACAGAACAGACGACGAUCUUUUUGCCAUUUUGGAGAGUCUAGAAAACUUCACUGAUUUUCCUCUCAUCAACAACAACAACCACCCUGAAACUGUUAUUACUCCGAAAGAGAACGAUUCAACUUCCACCUCAAGAUUACUGUCUCAGAAAUCAGUCUCUUCUCAACAAGAUUCUGAAACUGAAGUUGAAACUGAACACAAAAACAAGAGACAGAAACUCACACCGUCUUUGUUGCAGGAGCAGAUCAUUAACAGUGAUGGACAACAAAGGGUUUCUCACAUUACCGUCGAACGUAACCGAAGAAAGCAGAUGAAUGAACACUUAUCCGUUCUAAGGUCACUCAUGCCUUGCUUUUAUGUCAAAAGGGGAGAUCAAGCAUCAAUAAUCGGAGGCGUAGUCGAUUACAUCAACGAGUUGCAACAACUACUCCAAGCACUCGAAGCGAAGAAACAAAGAAAAGUAUACAACGAAGUCCUAAGUCCGAGAUUAGUUUCAUCGAGUCCACGGCCUUCGCCGCUAAGUCCGAGAAAACCACCAUUGAGUCCAAGACUAAACCUACCCAUUAGUCCAAGAACUCCGCAACCAAGUAGCCCUUACAAGCCAAGAUUGCAACAAAGCUACAACAAUAUUUUGCUUUCACCUCUUGACCCAUCUCCUACUACUUCAUCCGCUUCAUCUGUGAAUGAUAAUAUCAAUGAACUUGUUGCGAAUUCUAAGUCUCAUAUUGCUGACGUGGAGGUGAAGUUUUCAGGUCCUCAUGUUCUUUUGAAAACGGUUUCUCAGAGAAUUCCAGGACAAGCUUUGAAGAUUAUAUCUGCACUUGAAAAUCUUGCACUUGAAAUUCUUCAUGUUAACAUUAAUAGUACUUCUGAUGAUACCAUGUUGAACUCCUUCACUAUCAAGAUUGGAAUUGAAUGCCAACUGAGUGCAGAAGAAUUGGCUCAACAAAUCCAGCAAACAUUCUGCUAAAAAUGCCUAUGUCUAGAGGACACUCCUUAACCAAACAUCACUCUCUCUCUUUGUUAUUGCUUUAUGUAACGCUGUAUGUACGUAUAACUGUACAAGUAACAGAGUACGUGAAAAACUCAUUUAAUUUACAAGCAUCUCAUCAUCAUUUUUUUUCUCUUGUCUUUUAACUACAGCAUAGCAAGUUAGUCAUCACUAGUAUAAGUUAGCUAGUACUAGUACUAGUAUACAGGGACUGUCUUGUAAUUCCACAUGUUUUAUCUUUUUUCUAUUUCUCAUA